Siniperca chuatsi (mandarin fish) is the source of this 4562-nucleotide messenger RNA. RefSeq names its product nuclear factor 7, ovary-like. Bases 780 to 2174 code for a protein of 464 amino acids. Gene Ontology annotation, molecular function: zinc ion binding; protein binding. NCBI's taxonomy places the organism in Eukaryota, Metazoa, Chordata, Actinopteri, Centrarchiformes, Sinipercidae. The record is from RefSeq and is a predicted model, not a curated record. The transcript is spliced from 2 exons.
GACGCAUCUGCACAAGGGACGAAGAUUUCCAAAAAGAAGCUCACAAACUCUUUGAUCAGUUUCUGACGAGAGGGUAUGCACGAGCUGUCUUGGUUCAGCCAUUUGCAAAAGCCUCUGAGAAAAAUAUAAAUGAGUUAUUCAUCGAAUGUAAACCCGAAAAGCAAAAAAUAUUCUCUUGUGUAUUUUACACUAGUUGUUCACCAUUUGGGCGUGACACAUGUAAUGUAAAAAAAAACAAAACACUGGAACAUUUUAUCUGUUGACGACAUUGGCAAAGAGAUUUUUAACUCUUUUUUAGAGCAAAGAAAGUUCGAGACACACUGAUACAUGCAGACACACAAAAACACUCCACCCACCAGGGACGUUUGGACAAUGCCACACGUUUCUUUCCUUGCAGAAAUUCUGCUGCAUGUUCUAAUUGUAAAAAGGUCAACACUUUUACAAGCUUUGUGACCAAAAAAAAAAAAAAAUUGAUAACAUGCAGAUCUAGUAAUGUCGUCUACCUUCUUGCAUGUACCAAAUGUGGCAUCCAAUAUGUAGGAAAAACUAGGGGACAACUUAAAAUGGUCUAUCAAAGCUCCACCUCUCAAGUGACUCCUCUGAACAGGAAAGAGGAAGCAUAGUUUGUCAUUUUAAGGAGACACACAGACUGAGAAACAGACAAUUAUAUUCACAGUAGCCCAAACUAACAACAUCUACUGAGAGAGGACAGCUACAGGAAAGAAUACAGGAAAACUGCAACAUCAACCUGCUGCACCUCAACACACUGAAUAAAGAAAAUGGCUUCCCAGCCAGAGGAGGAUCUUUCCUGUCCUAUCUGCCAUGACAUUUUUAGAGAUCCUGUCGUUCUGUCAUGCAGCCACAGUUUCUGUAAAGUCUGUGUGCAGAACUGGUGGUCAGUGAAACUCAUACAGAAGUGUCCAAUUUGUGAGAGAAGAUCAUCGAAGAGUCAACCACCUGUUAGUCUGGUGUUAAAGAACCUGUGUGAGGCCUUCUUACUGGAGAGAGAUCAGAGAGCUUCAGCAGGGUCUGAGGCUCUCUGCAGUCUGCACUCUGAGAGACUCAAACUCUUCUGUCUGGACCAUCAGCAGCCAGUGUGUCUCGUCUGUCGAGACUCAAAAACACACAACAACCACAGAUUCAGACCCGUCCAUGAAGCUGCACAGGAUCGCAGAGAGGAGCUCCAGAAGUCCCUGAAGCCUUUAUGGGAGAAACUGAAGCUCUUUGAACAAGUUAAAGGAAACUGUGAUCAAACAGCAGAACACAUUAAGGUCCAGGCCCGAAACACAGAGAGGGAGAUUAAGGAGCAGUUUAAGAAGCUUCACCAGUUUCUACAAGAGGAAGAGGAGGCCAGGAUCGCUGCGGUGAGGGUAGAAGAAAAGCAAAAAAGUAAAGUGAUGAAGCAGAAGAUUUAUGCUCUGAGCAGAGAGAUAGCAGCUCUUUCAGACACAAUCAGAGCCACAGAGGAGCAGCUGAGAGCUGAAGACGUCUCAUUCCUGCAGAACUACAAGGCUGCAGUGGAAAGAAUCCAGCAGCGCCCCCUGCUGGAUGAUCCAGAGCUGGUCUCAGGAGCUCUGAUAGACGUGGCCAAACACCUGGGAAACCUGACCUUCAGCAUCUGCAACAAGACGAAGAAGAUGGUCUCCUACACUCCUGUGAUUCUGGAUCCAAACUCUGCUCAUCCAGAACUCAUCCUGUCUGAAGAUCUGACCAGUGUGGUGCUUGGACAGAAACAGAAGCUUCCUGAAAACCCAGAGAGGUUUGACUGUUAUCGCAUUGUUCUGGGCUCUGAGGGCUUUAACUCAGGGAUUCACAGCUGGGAGGUUGAGGUUGGAGACAGUACACACUGGAUCCUGGGUGUGGCAGCAGAGUCUGUUGAGAGAAGGGGAGACAUACGCUUACAGUUUGGAUUAUGGGGAAUGGGGCUCUAUAAAGAUGAAUACACAACAUGCUCACUACCAGGUCCAGACACUGUUCUCUCAGUGAAGAAGCUCCAGAGGAUCAGAGUCCAUCUGGACUGGAAAAGAGGAAAACUGUCAUUCUCUGAUCCUGAUACUAACACACACAUACACACCUUCACACACACUUUCACUCAGAAGCUGUUUCCGGUCAUUACCACAGGGAAUGAACUCCCACUGAAGAUAUUACCAGUUCUUUUCCCCCCAAACUGGUAAAUUCAGCUCCUGUUCUUACUGUCAGACAAUUCCCUCAUGAGCUCAAACUCCUAUUUUAAGCGAGUAGGCUAUAAACAUGAAAUUUCUUGUGUGUUAUCACCAAUAUCUCUACAGCUUCACAUGCCACAGUAUUGUGUCUAAACAGGUUGAAAUCAGGCGUUAUUUUUCCAACAUCAAAAGGGUACACACGUUGAAUUUUGCUGUGUUAUUACGCUACUGCUGACUAAUGCUUCCAUGCCAUUGGCUGGGACUGCUAGGCUUACCACCUUUGAAUGUAAGACCUGACCCAUGCCUAUGUUGUUGUUGUAUGAGCUCAUGUGAUCUGGCAUCUGCAUUGGGACACUUCACUCGAAUGUUAAUUAACUGUGAUGCCUUGCAGUCCAUCUUCACCAGUGAGGAAUGAUUAACCUGCAGCGGAUACACUUUGAUUAACAUUCUGCAUUUAAAUUGUAUUUUUUUGUCUUUGUCUUUCAUGGUUUUGCAUAUUUUUGAACAUUCUGUUGUCAGAUCUGUUAAUGAAAGAAAUAGUUCAUUCAAAAAAUUGGAGGGCAGUAAUACGGUGCUUUGAAAUUGUAUAAAAAUACAACAAACGAUUAAGGAAGUGGUCCCUUCAGAUUCCAUUCUAGCAAUUCCAAUUCAGCUCACUGAGACACGGACACCGUGCAAGAUGGCGUCUUGAGCACACAGGUUUUACCGAGUGCUGUUCACCGUAACUUAAAAGUCGUCAGCGGACCGUGUAUUAUAGACAGUUCGAGGUCCGGUAUAAUGUUAUCCAAGUAAGAGAACUCUAAUUUAUUUUUCAUGUAACUUAUGGUGAACAGCACUCGGUAAAAGCUGUGUGCUCUAGAGUGUGUCUCAGUGAACUGAAUUUGAAUUAUGAGAAGUGAAUGUGGAAGUAUCUAAAGAGUUGAAUUUUCAGUGAGGAUCAAAUACAGUUUCAGAGCAACUGAAUUCAAUUUCGUAAUAUUACAUUUAGUUUCAAGUUUAUUGGAAUUCAGUCCAAACUAAAAUUCUAUUUCAAAUUAUGCUAUUAAGUUUUUCACUGCAAUUAUUCAGAUUAUACAAUACAAAUUAAAAUUAUGUGAUUCAAAUUCAGUUUUUUAAUGCAAUUAUUCAAAUUGAGCAAUUUCAGUUUCUAGUGACUCAUAUUUCUGCCCAAAGGUCUCCCCCUAAAUCACAGGAUUGAAAAGGAACUUGUAAACUUGCUUUUAACGUCUUGCCCUCGCCUAAGAUCUUGCAUAGUAACACGCACGAGAAAUCACACGUUUAUAAAUCACUGGUUUGCCAAAGAACCUCAAUUUAACAACAUACAGGACAAUCAAAAGAGAGAGAGAAACACAACAAAACAUGUUUUCUGAAAGAAUGAGUAGGGGAAAUGUAGGUUUGACUGUCAAUACAGAUGGAAACUUUAUUUUGACAUAUACAAAAAUCACCCCAUUCAUACAAACAAGUUGUGUUAAAAAAGACUGGACAUGAUUUUUAAUGCAUAACAAGAAACAUUCAGAUGGAGGUGUUUUAAUUCUGCUGUGAAACAAAAUAUAUUGCUGUGAAUUAUGUGUCUUAAGGCACUGCUGGCUCCUAUAGAGUUCACUAUCGGCAUCCAGGCUUAAGCUGUCGAAUCUAACAGACAAAAUAAAGACUGAUGUGUAUUAACCUUUAAAUAAAAACACAUGAAAUAAUAAGUAUGUAGGAUGUAUAUUUUAAAAAGGCAAUUUUAGUUUGAACUCUUCUAUUCAACUGAUUAAAAACUGCAACUCUGCCUGUGAUUGAACAGAAACGAUUAACCAAUUAAUUAAUUGACAAAAACUUAAUAGGCACCAAUUUUGAUAAUUGAUUGGUUGUUUAAGUCAUUUUUAUGCAAAAAUGCCAAACAUCGUCUGAUAAUAACUUUUAAAAUGUGGUUAUAUGCUUAUUCUUCUGUGAUAAUAACCAACAAUGGUUAUUAUAAAUCAAGAUGAAACUGAAAAUAUAUAUAUUACAGCUGAAAGCAACAUGAUUUCAAUUUGCACUGCAUUAUUAUUCUCAUGUGACGACUUUUAUUAAACCAAAACACAGAAGAGAAUUUACCUUGUUGUUGUUGUUGUUCAAUGAUAAUACUAUACCAAUGCAAAUAGGGCUUAAAUACCAGUGCUGGUUAGGUCAUUGAUUCAAUGUUAUUAUUAUUAUUAUUAUUAUUACUACAUUACACUGAAGCCAAACUCUUACAUUAUAACAGUUGCAAUCAAACAUUUUCAGUGAGAGGAAUUUUAGAAAAAAUAUAUAUGUUUCUCUGUUGUUUAAGUAUAAUAUCUUUUCAUAGAUAUCAGGUAGGUACAGUUGCCUGUGACAUGACUAAAAAUCAUAUUAACAUACAGAAAUAAAGCACCGAAGAUUCACAAAUCAGCAAAC